UGGCUGGUGAAAUAUUUUGGCUGGUGAAAUAUUUUGGCGGGCGGUGGAACGACGACCUUGAUCGGAGCGCGCGACUACUAAAUACUUGUCGACUUCGCCGCCUGUCCGGACGGACGACGUGGACGUGGGGGCGCAGAAAACGUUAGCUGAACAAGUUGGCAGUGGAGGGUCCGCUGUUAAACGAGCGAUAGCAGUACAGCCGUUAAACGAACGCAAGCAAGCAAGGCGCGUAAGGGCGGGAGCGGGAGAUGUAUUGCUAAAUGCUGAAUGACUCUGUCCGUGCGUAAGGUCAUUCACUGUGGCGAGCAGUUUCGGCGGGAGCUCCUUCAGUGUGGCUUACCCGUUCUGGCGAUUCUGUCCUUCACAUUAGAGCUCGGCAGAAGACAGGGUUUCAACGGUUACGGCACAGAAAGGGGGUGCAAUGUGUACGUGCGAGGUGGAUGCCUCCUUGAACUCCAGAAGACGGCAAACGACUAUCUUGGCGGCAAAGAGAGAAGUAAUGGGUGGUAUAAGAGAAACUUCUCCGAAUGCUUUCUGGUGGUGAUUGCCCAAUCCGCAGAACGCUACAUUGCUACUUUACGACGGCUCCUGACGUAACGGCGGGCGAGGGAAAAGGCGGUGCUUCCCGAGGAGAGGAGGAUCAAGAAAAGGGGCAAGUGGUUGGCUACGGCAAUCCGCAUGCCCCUCCUUCCAGGGGCUUCGCAUCCAGGGGAUGUCUUGGGCCUGUGGGGACAUCUACCCUGGCACUUCCAGCCUCGCGGACAAUCUUGAUAAGAAGCUCCUGGUGAUACUCCGUGAUGGUAGGAAACUCAUUGGCAUCCUGCGGUCAUUUGAUCAAUUUGGUAAAUCUCAACCUGCCACUUUUUUUACUUUUUUAAAGUCUUUUUUUUUUAAUAUAUAAAAAUCUAACAUCACCAUCUUUUGUAUAUCCAAGUUAAUUGAACUCUCAUCUUGGUAUGAAGAAGCCAGAGUU
Chara braunii is the source of this 973-nucleotide messenger RNA. The record is from the annotation of a GenBank genome assembly. Lineage: Eukaryota; Viridiplantae; Streptophyta; Charophyceae; Charales; Characeae.